Aspergillus sclerotioniger CBS 115572 is the source of this 1551-nucleotide messenger RNA. Its product is annotated as subtilisin-like protein. Lineage: Eukaryota; Fungi; Ascomycota; Eurotiomycetes; Eurotiales; Aspergillaceae. The annotation marks the transcript as partial. The transcript has 3 exons. The record is from RefSeq and is a predicted model, not a curated record. Gene Ontology annotation, biological process: proteolysis. Gene Ontology annotation, molecular function: serine-type endopeptidase activity.
AAAAGCGUUGAAGAUUACCUGAAAAAACACUAUAUCAGAACCAGAGGAGACAUGGCUGCCGCCAAAAUUCUGUAUGAGAUCAGGGAUGGAUCGGGUAAAUAUGCCACAAUCCCAAAAUAUAAGGCCACAUACUUCGACAUCAGUGAUAGAACGACAAUCACCUACCGUGCCAUUGAAAAAAUCGCAAGUACUCUGGAUUUUGAGGAUACCCUACGGCUAGUGCACCUCCCAAAACUGGAACCUUUGUCAUUCACUACACCCGCCAGGAAACCUGGCAAGACUGACAUCGAGAAGGUCUUUGAGAACCUAUUCAACGAUGUCACUAAAAUAUUCAAGGUCACUGUCGACGAUCUAUGUGACCCCCCGUACCAGGACGCGGCCAUCAAAGAGUGUCUGAAAGGCAAAAACAUCGAGACCUGGGAUUGGAAGAAGCUCGACAUGUGCCCAGACGUUAUCUUCGAGGCAGCACCAGGCCUUACAAAGCUCCAUUUGUAUUGGAGUGGUCGCAAUGUUGUCCUUCAUGGGUGGAUGGGCCUUUGUCGACUAGGGCAUGUGGAAAAGAUCAUUGUGCAUGUGGAGCAGAAGCAUGGGUGGAUUACAUGCAUGGAAGAAUUCUCCAGCAAACUUCAUCAACUAGACGGCCAAACGAAACAUAAGCCUAUUGGGCCAGUUCAUGUAGCUCUCAUCGAUGACGGUGUGGCUAUCCAGGAGCUGCCCAUCGAAUGCCCCGUGGGGAUCACUGGAUACAGCUGCCAUACCCAGCCAGGCAGCCCUUCUAGCUCGCGGUCAAGUAGCCCUACUCGCUCCCGGUCAAAUAGCUUUAUUCGCACCCGGCCGCAUUAUCAGUCAAGCGGAGGUCAUGGCACGACAAUGGCUGUUCAAAUAUACCGAAUCUGCCCCAAAGCCAGGCUACACGUCAUCAAACUGGAGGACAACACCAACUCCAGGGAUGGAAAACGGUCCAUUACUCCCGAGAGUGCAGCACACGCUAUUAACAACGCUAUUGACAGCCAGGCCGAUAUUAUAUCCAUGUCCUGGACGAUUGAUAUUCCUUCUGACAUUGACGAGAACCCCAACUUCAGAUUGCUGCGGGAGGCGUUGCAACGGGCCGACCAGAGGAAUAUCCUCAUGUUCUGCUCCGCCAGCGAUCGAGGCGCCAAUAACCCUGCCACAUUCCCUGCUCAAGCCAGUGCCAAUAUCUUUCGGAUUGGGGCUGCAAAGCAAUCGGGGCAGAUGGUGGACAAUGUCGGUAGCCCGGACAACGUCGACUACACCUGCCCCGGGGAUUCGGUUAACACCGAGUGGUUAGAUCCCUCUGGGGUUAUGAGGACAGACUGGCACACUGGCUCUUCGGUAGCGACGGCCCUUGCAGCCGGCCUGGCAGCUCUGAUUCUCUACUGUGUUCAGGUACUUGUGGCCCGUGGCGACACUGAGGACGAGCUCCAGAAGGCGAGUGCUUCCCUUAAGAAACUCAAAACCCCCGAUGGGAUGAAAAAGGCGCUUGGUGUGAUGCAGGAUGAUGCGAAGUAUCUCGCCGUUUGGAAUAUCUUU